AUGUCCUUGCUUCAAAAAUAUUUUUGUUGCCGCACAGAAAAAGAGUUACAAAUAAGCAGAAAUGUUGUAUUUGUUUCGCAAGACGAAGCUCUGAAGAGUAAAGUUUUGACAGAGCGAAAUAUACCUUCUUAUACUUUGAAAUCAAAUGAGUACGCCAGCAGGUCUGCUCAAGACUUACAUGCGUUAUCCAGUGCUGAAGUGUUUAGGCUGGUUGAAACAGAUGAUGAUGAGCAUACAAGCUAUAAUGCAUCUCUACCUCAUACAAUCAGAUGUCUCCCCCCUGCGCUUGAUUCAAAACCUACUCUUGUCCUCGAUCUGGACAAUACCUUAAUCUUUUCGACAAUCAAAGAAUUGACAAAUUUUGACCAUAAAAUCACAGUUAAUUAUAACGGAAAAGCACAGCCCGUUUGGAUUGUCGAAAGGCCAGGGCUGCAGUCUUUUCUUGAGCAUGUUGCAAAUAAAUACGAGGUGAUUUUGUUCACUGCUGGCAUACGACAGUAUGGGGUUAAAGUGAUGAAAAAAAUCGAUAGGAAAAUGAGGAUUAGUUACUUUUUGGACAGGAGAUUCUGUACUUUAAUUGGCAAAAAUAAUCGGAAUCAAGACUUUUUUUCAAAAGAUCUUAAAAUUCUUGGAAGAGAUCUUUCAAAAGUACUUCUUGUAGAUGAUAGAGACUAUUCAUUUUGUUCUGACAUAGAUAACGGAAUAUUAGUGCCAAUAUUCAAUGGCGAUCCUCAGGAUAGAUGCUUGGACUGCUUGAAAGAAUACUUAGACUAUUGCUCCACAUUGGAUGAUAUGAGAUGUAGAAAGCCCUUUGAAUACGCUCAAAAAGACAAUAAGGAGUGUGAGAUAAGAGCAAAAUAA
Messenger RNA from Vittaforma corneae ATCC 50505, 861 nucleotides. RefSeq names its product dullard-like phosphatase domain-containing protein. Gene Ontology annotation, molecular function: phosphoprotein phosphatase activity. The record is from RefSeq and is a predicted model, not a curated record. The coding region runs from base 1 to 861 and encodes 286 amino acids. The transcript has a single exon. NCBI's taxonomy places the organism in Eukaryota, Fungi, Microsporidia, Nosematidae.